Molecule: messenger RNA, 4651 nt
Organism: Maniola jurtina (meadow brown)
Lineage: Eukaryota; Metazoa; Arthropoda; Insecta; Lepidoptera; Nymphalidae
Product: chaoptin-like
Exons: 6
Coding region: 203-3907 (1234 amino acids)
Molecular function (GO): protein binding
Source: RefSeq, a predicted model, not a curated record
CUCUCGUAGAGCGAGUCUGUGUCGUCGCUCCAUACAACUGCCGGGAAUAAAUCGACUUAUAAAAUGAUCAUCUACACGUUAUUGAUAGUGUUAACUGAAAGUGACUAAUGAAGUUCGGGGAAAAAUGAACAACAGUUUUAUUGGUUCAAAUUAUGGAUUUGUACAAUAUUGUGAUUAUGGGAUGUGAUUACUAACAAUUCUGAUGGUGUUGGGCGAUGGAAGCGCGCGGCGAGCGCUGCAGGCGGCGCUUGCUUGCUUGCUGGUCAGCUCGCUCGCUCCCGAGCGACUGGAGCCCUGUGCGGGCAGCCCGCUCUGCUCCUGCCGCGCCGCGCACAUGUCCUGCACUGCUGUACCGUUGCAUCGAUUUCCAGAGUGGCCACGAAUAGAAUUGCAGCAUCUGGAUAUAAGUAUGUCCAAUCUUGAAGUAAUAUCGGAAAGUGCUUUGGACGGGCUCGAACUACAAACUCUAGUUUUAGUUGCAAACAGGUUGCAUUACAUCGAAUCUCAUGCAUUUAGUUCCAUGUCAAACAGUCUUGCGUCGUUAGAUCUCGGUUACAACGAAUUCACACAAGUACCUGAGCAAGGACUGAAAGAUCUUAAAGUACUUAAUUGGUUAAAUUUGCAAAAUAACUACAUUGCAGAGCUCAGUCCUGGCAUCCGUUGGCAUCACUUAGAAAAUACAUUGACGAGUUUAUCUCUAAGUAAUAAUCAGUUAACGGAAUUGAAAUCUCAGGCGCUUACAUCUUUAAACCAUUUACUACAGCUUGAUUUAGAUGGAAAUUAUCUUCGCAGUAUCGACAUUAAUUCCUUACCAACUUCCAUAACAGUCCUAAAAAUCUCAAAUAAUUUCCUACACGAACUAUCCUGUGAUUUACUAUUUAAUCUCCCUAGAUUACAAAUGUUACACAUGAGACAUAAUUGGAUUAGGUUCGACAUGAAUUCUACUAAUACAAAUAACAAAACUAAGAAGUUAGAAAAAUUAGAUUUAAGUAACAAUAGUAUAAACGAUACGACAGAAAUAUUUAUAUUUCGUGAAAUCCAGAUUAGGCAAAUUAUCCUAGAUCUCAAUGAAUUGACGGUAGUUCCCAGAUUGUUAUUUACAAAUAAUCGGAUAGAGAGAUUAUCGAUAUCGUAUAAUAAACUUAGUUCAAUUUAUCGUGAUGUUUUUCUUUCGCUCAAGAACUCUCUCGAACAUUUGGAAGUGGAGCACAACAAAUUGUCUCAUUUGCCGGACAGUUUGGCUCAAGUUGCGCGACUCAGACAUUUAUCUCUAGCUUACAAUCAAUUGGAAGAUUCUCCUUUGCUCCCAAAUCGCAUUCAGACACUCUCGCUAGCUGGAAACUUUUUAACUUCCAUGCCCACUGCACUUCAGACUCUCGAACCGGGUUCCAUUCGCUAUCUUGAUUUGAGUUACAAUAGGAUAUCUAAUUUGGUUCCAAAUGAAUUUAGAGAUUGGUCCUCUUCUCUCGGAACUCUGAAUUUAAAAGGCAACAGGAUUGCACAUAUUUAUAAAGAUGUUUUUCCAGCAAGCAUGCCUGUAAAAGAAAUAAAUUUCAGUUUUAAUGAUUUGUACUACAUACACCCCCAGGCGUUUUCAAAUUUAACUGGGUCCUUACACGUCUUGGAACUAUCUGCUACAAUUUUUAGUGGUUACUUUCCUUUUGAAAUAGACGACCCGUUGGAAAACUUAAGUUGGUUAUCGUUCGACAACAACGAUUUUCAUAUUUUGAAAUUGACUGAAAUGUCAUUAUUUCCAAACUUAAAAUAUUUAAAUUUAGACUAUAAUAGAAUUGUUGAAAUUUUUGUAGAUGAAGACUUUAAUAAUAUUUCUUUAGCGUUAAGCAACGUGCGCAUUUCAUAUAACUUCCUGAGCUUAAUUCCAGCUAAAACCUUUUCACAUUUGCUCGAGUUAAGGAACUUAGAUUUAUCUUAUAACCGUAUCAAUAACUUAACUAAGAACAGCUUUACAAACUUGCCCAACUUGAGAUAUUUAUCUCUUGCGGGUAACGUAAUCGAUUCUAUAGAAACAGAAACAUUUGUCAAUUUACCAAAACUGGAGAUAUUGGAGCUCCAAGGAAAUAAUUUAACAUAUCUAUCACUUUAUUCACUAUGCAAUGUUUCCAGUCCCUACAUAACAUUUACACUUAACGUAAGUAGCAAUAACAUUAAAGCUAUCGAAGGGGACAGCAUAGUUACCAUAAAUAUAUUUGAUGGCUCACAUAACGACUUUCAUGAAGUGCCAAAUAGUUUUUUUCUUGCAGCUGAGUCCGCUAUCAGGCAAAUUAUACUGUCUCAUAAUAAGAUCACUCAUAUAUCUAGUGAGGCUUUUGCGCAGUCUCUAUAUUUAGAAAUAUUAGAUUUACAUAAGAAUAGCAUAAGUGUUAUUAAGAGAAAGUCUUUUACAGAUCUUAUAUCGUUGCAAAUAUUAGACUUAUCAUUUAACUCCAUUUAUCAGAUGUCUGUAGAACAAUUUUAUAAUUUACGCAAGUUAAGAUAUUUAAAAAUGGACCACAAUAAUUUAAGACUUCUUCCCAGAGAUGUAUUUAAAAAUACUGUUAUAGAACAUUUAGAUUUAAGUUUUAAUGAAAUUUCUUUGUUUCCUGUCACAGCGCUCUCACAUAUUGGGUUCACGCUGCGCUAUCUCGAUAUUUCAAAUAACAAAAUAGAGUAUUUGGAUAGUAAUAUAUUUCGCAACACUCAGUUCUUAUUGAAUCUUAAUUUAGGAAGCAAUUUAUUGACAGUCCUGUCCGAUAACACGUUUUCAAGUCUUGGGGGUUUGCGAAGAUUGGAUUUAAGCUUUAACUCUAUUAAGGCAAACUUUAAGGAGCUGUUCCACAACCUCCCUAACUUGAGGCAUUUGAACCUUGCAAAUUUAGGCUUAAAGUCAGUGCCUUAUCUACCUUUAACAAAUUUGACGAGUCUCAAUUUGACUUCAAAUUUCAUUACCAGUUACAAAGAGACUGAUGUAAAGCGAUUAGCGAAUCUGCGCCAUUUAGACUUAAGCCAUAAUCGACUUACCUCUUUAGUGCCAAAGAUGUGGGUUCACCUAAAGAAUUUAAACGUACUAGACCUGUCAUACAACCCUAUCGUAAGAAUCACGCCAAAUAGUUUUAAAACUUUAAAUAAUUUAUCCUAUUUAAAUUUAAACGGUCUAAAAUACUUAGACAUAGUCGAUCAAGACUCUUUCCGUCCCUUAAUAUCCUUGAGAUCCUUGCACGUGCAGACGUGGUCGACGAUAAAUCAUUCCACUUUUCGUCUCGCAAAUAUCACAUCCUGUCUUCCCUCCUUAUACAAAUUGUUGGUACAUUGGUCGGAUGAAAUGAUAGACAAUCAACUGCACGGAAUUGAAGCGAGAAAGAUUAGGUACUUGGAAAUUAGAGGAGCCAAUUUGCGGAGGAUAUCCGACGACGCGUUUGAGCCGUUCGCUAAUAGCCAAGAGAUAUUCAUCAGAAUUAGUGAGACGUCGAUAUCUAAACUACCGGCGGCAUUUAUGAAACAUCUCUCGCAAGUCCCUCAAUUAGGCAUCGACGUCAGCUACAAUCAAAUAUCGAGGCUUGAUCCGGCGAUCUUCUACCCCAAUUUCACAAGCUGGAGUCACGUAGCAACAAAAUUGCUUUCAGGUGGUUUGAUACUGACUGGGAAUCCGCUACGGUGUGAAUGUGAGCUGGCUUGGCUUGGGGCUUGGCUGAGGCGAUGGCUGCAGGAGAAUGAAGCUGGGGGCGAGUUGAGAAGGGCUGUACGAAGCGCUACUUGUAAAGAUUUACAAGGUCGGCGUAUACCACUAUUGCAGCUGAGAGCAGACGAAGCAGAGUGCCAUGCUAGUGCACUGUCGAGUGACGCGCAGCCGAACUAUACGAACAUCAUUUACAUAUUCAUUAUUACCAUCUGGACUAUUCUUCUUAGGUGAUAAAUUGUAAUAGUAAACUAGUGUAAAAUGUAAAUGACUAGCAAUAGUGAUGUGCGUUAAAUUCAAGUGAACAUGAACGGUGCAAUUGAAUUGAAUUAGGAAAUGAAUACGAAAAGAAAUGUAAAAAAUAGCUGUAAUGGAAUUUUGUAGGAUAACUUUUAUACGUUGCGAAUUUUAAAUAUGUAACUGUAUCCUGCGACUCUAUAAAUAAGUAGGUAUAUAGGUACUUAACAUUUUCUAACGAACUGACCAUGUUUUUAAUUUCUACCAGAAACGUAGCUAAUUCUGAGCCUCGAUUGCGAUAAAGUGACAACUACAAUGUCAUGAUCGCAAUUACCUACUUCUGAUUGAUUGACACUCGCUCACUAUAUUGGCUACAGGGCAUUGUUGCAACAAGAAUAGCAUAAUUUCAGCUAAUCACAACAAUGGCGAUUGUAAUAUGUAAAUUGUAAUGCAGAUUUUCCGCAAUCGACCUACACAAACACCAAACUAAAUUAAAUUGCUCUAAUACUAUCUCUUUCAGAAUGCUCCGUACUGAAAAUGAUAGCACUAGAUUGGGAACUGACAGUUUAGUUUAAAGAUUUUGUACAACAGAAUUAGCCACAUUGGUAUGUUUUUCUUUUGUUCCAAACUAAUUUAACUAUGGGAUUAAUUAAUUAUUACAAUAAAUAGUUGCCUGUAGCACUAUUAUUUUGUAAAACCUAGUCAAUUUGUACACUAUGUCAUAUCUGAAUUCGUGUAAAU